This is a messenger RNA of Quercus robur (English oak), 1852 nucleotides long. Its product is annotated as citrate synthase, mitochondrial. The transcript has 20 exons. Lineage: Eukaryota; Viridiplantae; Streptophyta; Magnoliopsida; Fagales; Fagaceae. Bases 124 to 1536 code for a protein of 470 amino acids. Gene Ontology annotation, biological process: tricarboxylic acid cycle; citrate metabolic process; carbohydrate metabolic process. Gene Ontology annotation, cellular component: mitochondrial matrix. The record is from RefSeq and is a predicted model, not a curated record.
UAUAUAUAUAUAUAUAUGUAUAUAUAUUCUUUCUCCUCGUUUCUCGCUCUGUGUAGUGUCAAACUUCUCUCCAUUGUCUCUCUCUCUCAGCUCUGACAUUCCUUCUGAUAAACAUAAAAAGCAAUGUUCAGAAGCGUCUCUUUGCUUUCCAAGCUCCGCUCUCGUCUUGGGCAGCAGCCAAGUCUCAAAGAUUCAGUCAGAUGGCUUCAAAUACAGUCCUCCUCCUCUGAUCUUGACCUACGUUCUCAGCUGGAGGAGUUGAUUCCUGAGCAACAGGAGCGCUUGAAGAAACUUAAGGCAGAACAUGGAAAAGUGCAGCUUGGGAAUAUCACUGUUGAUAUGGUUCUUGGUGGAAUGAGAGGAAUGACUGGUUUACUCUGGCAAACUUCACUACUUGACCCAGAUGAGGGAAUUCGCUUUAGAGGUCUGUCUAUCCCUGAAUGCCAGAAAGUAUUACCAGCUGCAAAGCCUGAAGGAGAACCUUUGCCUGAGGGUCUUCUUUGGCUUCUUUUGACAGGAAAGGUACCAAGCAAAGAGCAAGUAGAUGCAUUAUCCAAGGAGUUGAGAAGUCGUGCAGUCAUCCCAGAUUUUGUGUACAAGGCCAUCGAUGCUCUACCUGUUACAGCUCAUCCAAUGACUCAAUUUGCAACAGGUGUUAUGGCCCUCCAGGUUCACAGUGAAUUCCAGAAGGCAUACGAGAAGGGGAUUCAUAAAUCUAAGUACUGGGAACCAACAUAUGAGGACUCUCUUAAUUUGAUUGCUCGAGUGCCAUUAGUGGCUGCUUAUGUCUACCGCAGGAUAUACAAAGAUGGCCAAGUUAUACCACUCGAUGACUCACUGGAUUAUGGUGCAAAUUUCUCACAUAUGUUGGGAUUUGAUAGUCCCAAAAUGCUAGAGCUUAUGAGACUUUAUGUCACCAUCCACAGUGAUCAUGAAGGUGGAAAUGUUAGUGCUCACACUGGCCACCUUGUUGCCAGUGCACUUUCAGAUCCUUAUCUUUCAUUUGCUGCUGCAUUAAAUGGUUUGGCUGGACCACUCCAUGGUUUGGCUAAUCAGGAGGUUCUGAUUUGGAUCAAAUCUGUUGUUGAUGAGUGUGGAGAGAGCAUAACCGUAGAUCAGUUGAAAGAAUAUGUCUGGAAAACUUUAAAAGGUGGCAAGGUUGUCCCUGGAUUUGGGCAUGGAGUUUUGCGUAAGACAGAUCCAAGAUACACAUGUCAAAGAGAGUUUGCAUUGAAGCACUUGCCUGAUGAUCCACUGUUCCAGCUGGUUUCCAAGCUUUAUGAAGUUGUCCCUCCCAUUCUUACCGAACUAGGCAAGGUUAAAAACCCAUGGCCCAACGUUGAUGCUCAUAGUGGGGUGCUGCUGAACCAUUUUGGUUUAACUGAAGCAAGAUAUUUUACCGUCCUUUUCGGUGUGUCAAGAAGUAUUGGUAUCUGCUCUCAGCUGAUAUGGGACCGAGCUCUUGGACUGCCACUAGAGAGGCCAAAAAGUGUUACAAUGGAAUGGCUUGAAAAUUAUUGCAAGAAAGCAGCUUGAUCUUGAAAAUUGGUGGGAGUGUGCAUCAAUUACUCUGUAAUAAUGUCUUCAACAAAAUUGGGUUUUGGAACACACAGAUGCAAGGGAUGCAAUUGUGAGAUCUGAUUGUUCUGUCAGAUUAAAACAGGCAUUAUUAGCCUUUUUUUAGAAAUUUGAGUAACCAUUUUUCAAAUUUUGAGUUAGAGCUUGAUUUGAUUUGAGUUUGUAUGGUAACAUUAUUUAAGUGAAACUAGUAGACAAAUUACUGUCUAUUAAUAAAAGGUAUAGAAAAAUGAUAACCGCCCAACAGGAUUAGACUGUAGUGGGAAUUUGAUUA